Callorhinchus milii (elephant shark) is the source of this 4539-nucleotide messenger RNA. It is a transcript of the gene pard6ga, whose product is annotated as par-6 family cell polarity regulator gamma a. Gene Ontology annotation, cellular component: nucleus; cell cortex; apical plasma membrane. Bases 261 to 1409 code for a protein of 382 amino acids. Gene Ontology annotation, molecular function: protein kinase C binding. The transcript is spliced from 3 exons. The record is from RefSeq and is a predicted model, not a curated record. NCBI's taxonomy places the organism in Eukaryota, Metazoa, Chordata, Chondrichthyes, Chimaeriformes, Callorhinchidae. Gene Ontology annotation, biological process: centrosome cycle; establishment or maintenance of cell polarity; regulation of cellular localization.
GGGGGGAGUAGUUCGAGUCGCUCCAGCCCCGGGCGGAGAGGUAACGGUCCGUCCUUCCAGAGCCCGGGUUCAAAUUCAAGAGCGGGAGGAGGAGGUGGUGGGGGGGGACACACGCACGAGCGAGAAUAAAAGAACCCGCGGCGGUUUGUUUUUUUUUAGGGGCCGUUUGAAGUCGCGCGAAUACCCCGCGUGAGAGAGGGAGAGAGAGAGAGAGAGAGAAGGGGUCGCGCGCGUGUGUGAGAGAGAGAGAGAGAGAGAGGAUGAGCAAAACUUACAGCAGAUCCGCCUCCCUGAGGUACUGCGACAACGCGGCGGUGGAAGUGAAGAGCAAGUAUGGGGCAGAAUUCCGAAGAUUUUCUUUAAAUCGUUACAAGCCUGGAAAGUUUGACGAAUUCUAUGGUCUGAUUCUUCAUAUACAUAACCUUUCAAAUAUGGAUGUAUUAAUUGGAUAUGCUGAUGUCCAUGGUGACUUGCUGCCAAUCAACAAUGACGACAACUUCUGCAAAGCCGUCUCGAUGUCAUGCCCGCUACUCAGGGUUUUUGUGCAACGGAGAGAAGAGGUAGACUACAGUCUCUUCGGCACAAAUUCACUGACACGAAGGAAAAAACCAUUGGUGGGACUACGUAAUGACACCCUCCGUAAAAGAUCUCACAUCAGCAUUGGUAUUCCUCAAGACUUCAGACCCGUUUCUUCCAUCAUUGAUGUGGACAUUCUUCCUGAAACACACAGAAGAGUCCGAUUAUACAAACAUGGGUGUGAAAAACCAUUAGGAUUUUAUAUUCGAGAUGGCACCAGUGUGAGGGUGACUCCCCAUGGACUGGAGAAGGUUCCUGGUAUCUUUAUCUCACGCCUAGUACCAACAGGCUUAGCCGAAAGUACAGGGCUCCUGGCAGUUAAUGAUGAGGUCUUAGAAGUGAAUGGCAUUGAGGUGACUGGAAAAACACUUGAUCAAGUGACUGACAUGAUGAUUGCCAACAGUCACAAUCUCAUUAUCACAGUGAAGCCGGUGAACCAGAGGAACAAUGUUAUACGUAGCAGUCGAAUGUCUGGUAGCUCUGGCCACUCCAAUGACAGUACAGCCAGCCAUCACAGUCUACCUUCUGCCCACAUUGUGCAGAACUAUAAUCCUGAAGAUGAAAGCGAUGAGGAACCUGACAUUAUUAUUGAGGGUUGUGGUGAGCCAGAGCACAUUCCAGUUACACUUCCAUCUUCACCUCACACCUCUUCUCGAACAAACAGUGGAAACCUAAGCCAGCGACUGCAGAAGGAGCUGGCCCUCAAUGGUUCAGUUAGAGAAAGCAAUGGAAAUAUCCUUAAAACAUUGAGUGCUAUCAAGGCUGAGGCGAGACACAGUCUGGCCAUCAGCAGAGGUGGCGUAGAGGAGGAUGGAACAGUUAUAACCCUUUGAAUUUUUUGGUUUAGAUUUGUUUAAAGUGAUAACCGAGAACAAUAUUUACUCAUAUUUACUUUUUCAAAAAGAAUCUGGUUUGGGGAAAAUUUCCCUGGCUUAUGGAAAUUCACUACAUAUCUUACAGGAUGUUCUAAUUGCCUUUAAUUUUAAAAGAUGUAGUGCUCAAAUUGGAAUGCAUAGGUAAGCAGCUGCUGGAGCGUAUCACCUACCACUGUCGGAGAUAGGGGGUGUAGCAAAGAGUAGACUCUUAUAUUUUAUGCUAAUUUAUGUUGCUCACCACGUAGCUCCUAGUACUAUCUAGUGAGGUUAAACCUGUGCUUAUCCAAUGUCUAGAACCAUCUAAUCAAAAAGUGACGAUGAUCCAGGGGGAAUAGAUAAGUGGCUGUUUAGGGCUGAGUUAACUCCAAGGGACACGUGUGGCAAGGCCAGAUAGGAAUUGAGUUCCACCUUCUGUGGUAGUUUACUAGACUGUCCUGAGACAGGUAUUGUUGAUGACGGAUCAGCCAUCUUGACUCAUUAGCAGGACUUGGAGAAGCAGACUGAUUGCUGGGAGCAGGGAUUCUUUCCACUCAGUUCCUGUAAACCACGCAAACCAAAGUCGUAAGAUGAACAAGCAAUGUGAAUCUUUACAAUGGAAGACUGCACUGUUUUAGCUGGUUAGACUCUAGCAGCUGGGGUGCCCAGAACUUGGCUCUUAUGAACCUGCACCUAAAUUCUCUGGGCCUAGGCAAGGAAGUUCAUCCCGCCGGGGAAAUAAUCAGAACUCCAACCUAGAUCAAAGUCAUCAUAGAACCCCUCUUUAACAUGGUGAUUUGGGUCUGUAAAAUCAGACCACUUGGUAUAAUGGGUUGAACUGUAGCGCAGCUGCCAGUCAGCGCUUCCAGGUCACUCUUUCAAAAAAAAGUUUAAAGGAGUAACACUGGUUUAUACAUUUUUAAAAGCAGAAAAAACAAUCAUGUCAGUGGUUUGCAAACAGCUGAUUCUGUAUAGCACAGCGCCACUUGCUGGACGAAAGUAUUAUUGUGUAUGUUGGCAAUAAUCAUGCGGGAGGGAGGCCAGUUACUUCAUCCCUGAAUUGUUCGAUUUCACCUCAUGCUGGGCAUUGCAGCUGUUGAUCUGUGCAUAACCAAUGAAUUGCAGAUGGUUUUAGAUUUUUUUUAUUAAAUGCAUAUACUGCUAGGUAGUCUUAGGAAGUGGAAAAGAUUAGUUUUGAACUGUUGUACCAUGAAAAUACCCAAUCCCACAGAAGAAUCCAAUUUUUUUAACUUUGUAUGUUUUAAUGUUAAAUAUUGUAUUUUUAAAUGAUUCAAACAUUCUUAAAAACAUUCAGUAUGUCUAGAGUAGAGCGGUUUUAUCGAUGAGCAACGGUUCAUUGAACCGAUAGUUCAACUAGUAAGUUCAGUGUAGUCAACUUCAGUUUAGUCUAAAAUUAAACAUCACAGGAAAAUUACAGGUUUGUUUGCUGGUCUGUGCUACGUCAGCCUAAUUCAGCCGUGGUGACAAAUGGGAAAGGUAGAAUUGACCUCAGUGUUUCCAGGAAAAUUCGACCAGACUUCCUAUUUCUAACCAGUAACUCCUGCUGGAAAACACAUUUUGCAACAGUCAAGUGAGAAGAGGUUUGAGGCACAGGUGAUUCAAAAUGCAGGUUUUUUAUUUUUAUUCCCCUCGUGGUUCAUGGUCCUCAUUACCUGACUGGACUCGAUCUUCAAUCACACAUUAAGAAUGGCCACUUGGCUGAGUUUGGAGUUGGUGUACUCCUGUGGAAUUGUAACCCAUUAUGAAUCAGAGGCUUCAAGAAAAGAGCAAAAUAAAUUGAAAUCGAUUGCGAUGUUAAUGUACCAGCAAAUCCAAGUUAUCAAUAGCUAUGCUAUGUAUAAUAAUCGGCACCUUAGAAUGUGAUUCACAAGGUAAUAAUCUAACGGAGGUUUAGAAUGAAAUCUGAAACAAUGGGAGCAAAGUUUUAACAGAUUAUAGUCCACAUCUGAACCUCACAAUUAAGUUGAAUUUGAAAUCCCUUCAUGGUAUUUUUAUAACAUAUUGCCCCAAGUUUACAUAUUACUUUCAUUUUGGGUGUGUUUUCCACCAGGGUAACUGUUUAGGUCCAUGUCUGAGGCUAUUCACGUAGGAUUAGCAAUUGUCACGUGUGCAAUUGGGAAAUUUUAAUUUGGACUGCAUUUAUUUUAAGCAUAAUAUUAUUAGCUGAGCCCCACCUUGAAUUACUGAUUGUCUUCUGGAAUAUUGUCACUAUAAAAUAAUGUUCAUGAUUAGAUAAACGGGUAUUUUCCAGUAGAUGUAUUAGGGCAUUCACUAGACUUUAUCAUAAACUGAUUUUUUUAAUAGGUUGUGAGCUCUGACUAAGCCAUUCAUUUAUGAUUUUUUUUCAGAUACUGCUUUAUUGACAGUUUUUUUUCUUAAAUUGUGCCUACUUUACACCCUUUUUUCUCCAGAUUACCAUUUAUUUUAUACUGUAGCUGUCUUUGCUCAUAACAGCGGGUUCGAUGGACUGUUUCUCCACAACUACUGCCAAUGGACAAUCUGAUACUUGUAGCAAGGAAAUAUUAAGGGUCUUAACAGUCUCAUCCAUCUGGAUUAGAAAGCCACUAUCUUGCCUACUAUACUGUAUAAGCCUAUUGCUAUCUUUGCUACUCAAAAAUGUUGUGUGGAUACUGUUCAGUAUAACUGGUCACGUGUCUCCUAUGGCACUCACAGCAAAUAUAUGGAAGAUGCACCCUUUUUUAAAAAAAUAUAUAUUCUGUGAUCAAUUUUUACAGCUUUUUUUCAUUUAAGUAUGAUUUGAGAUUUUUUGGAGGAGGCUUAACUCACAUCUCAUUAAUUAUUGACAUCAUUUUGGAAAAAGCAAAUAUUUUGGAACACUAAACUAGCUGUGGGAAUCCAUAUUCUCAUUUUCUAUGCUAAACUGAAUAUUUUCUUACCACUGUUCAAUGUAUAUUUGUAUUACAAAGUACAACACAUUUAAGUUGGCACUACAAUUGAGGAAGUUCUACUGUUGUGUAUUUUAUGUAACCUAUAUGUAUUAGCUUAAUAAAAGGGAAAAUGAUAUCACUUCAUCUAAAUAAUCCAGAUUUCUAGACGUGAACUGAAAAAUUUAGUAAAUGGUAUUCCACAA